Gadus morhua (Atlantic cod) is the source of this 2236-nucleotide messenger RNA. RefSeq names its product kelch repeat and BTB domain-containing protein 13. Lineage: Eukaryota; Metazoa; Chordata; Actinopteri; Gadiformes; Gadidae. Gene Ontology annotation, molecular function: protein binding. The coding region runs from base 785 to 2236 and encodes 483 amino acids. The record is from RefSeq and is a predicted model, not a curated record. The transcript is spliced from 2 exons.
UCUUGCUCUACUCUCUCCUCUUCCUCCUCCCGAGCUCCUCUCCGUUCCCCCUCUCCUCUCUUCUCCUCCUCCCCUCCUCUCUCUAACCAUCCUAAAGAGGACCAGCGCUGUGUGUUGCCUUUGUCUUGUGUGGUUGUGACGGUGGAUAUGAACACCAUUGCAGUGAUUUCUCCUGGCCUGGGGAGUGGUGGUUACCCUCUGCUCUCCCUGCCCCCUGCCCAGUUGGAUCGUGUUGUUUUGUGAUCGGUUCCUUGCUCCCUUAAUGUGUCGAGGAUUGUUCUCAGCCUAAUUUCUGUGUCUCUCUGGAUAAAAGUCUAGUCUGCUGAAUGACUCCAUGUGAGGUCAUGUAAACCGACAUGAUAUCCACAAAUUACAAUAGUUCAGAGAACAGCAAGUUAAAAACAUAGAAAUAACUCCAUUUGUACAUUUGAAAUGUAUAUCCCAAUACACAUAUAUCCACAUAUACACCACACUUUGACCGUGCUAAAAAUAAAUCAAUGGGAAAUACUGUGUGUCCCUUUAGUGUUUGCACUGAGCUAGCUUAGAGGACGGCUGUACCGCGGGUAUCUACAUACUUCCUGUAGACCAUGGCGUGUGGCCCAGCAGCUAUCUAUAGCCCCAGUCUAUUUCCAGACCCCGGGUGCAUGCAGCCCUGCACACCUUCUCUAAUCCUUAUUUACCUCUGAAAUCAGAAGUAAAAAACCGCAGCCAUGACGGCUGUCCACUGUCACACACUCAACGUGGGAUCCUAAUCGUUCUCGCGCGGAUUCGACGUUCACAGGUCAUGGAGGCCCGUGGAAGCCUGGGCCUCGCCGGAUUCCCUCCUGCCCAGGACGGUGGCCCUGCCCCGGGGGACGGCGACGACCAGCCAGCGGGCUCCCUGAGGGUGAGGGUGGAGGACUGCUGGAUCGCGGCCGACCGGGCCCUGCUGGCCAGGCACAGCGACUACUUCGCGGCGCUCUUCCACUCGGAGAUGGCCGACAGCCGGCGAGACGAGCUGCACGUCCGGGGCGGCCUGAGCGCUCGGGGUUUCCUGAUCAUGCUGGCGGUGUGCAGGGGCGAGGCGGUGACCCUGAGCGACCCGGGAGAGCUGUGGGACGCCGUGGAGUGCGCGGCGUUCCUCCAGGCGGAGGCGCUGACGCGGCACCUCUGCGACGUGGUGGACUCGGCCAACUGCCUGGCCCUGUACAGCGCGGCCCGCGUCUUCGGCGUGCACGAGCUCUACCACGCCGCCGCGCUCUUCCUGUGCGACGCCCGCGAGGACCUCUGGGAGGACGCCCUGGGCAGCGGCCUGCCGGAGGAGCUGCUGGAGUACUCGCGCUCCCUGUCCCCGGCCAGCUUCGUGGCCCUGGGGACGCACACGCCGACCACGGAGAGCCUGAGCGGCGCCUUCCGCGUGGUCCUGCACCUGGACGAGGAGGGGGAGGGCGGGUGGCGGCACCUGACCCACCUGCCCGCCCUCUGCUCCACCUCGCUGGCCGGCGUGGCCGUCCUCCACAACCGCCUCUACAUCGUGGGCGGGGUCCGCGGCUACGGCAAGGAGACGGUGGACGGGGGCCACUGCUACGACCCGGAGGCCGACGCCUGGAGCCCCGUCCCGGGGCCCGCCCAGCCCCGGUGUGACUUCACCCUGAUGGGCCACGAGGGCCGGCUCUACGCCGUGGGCGGGAUGCACCGAGGGACAACCAGCGCUUCGGCGGAGGCCUUCGACGUCGCCACGGCGACGUGGAGCCCCAUCCGCGACGCGCCCCGGCCCGUGGCGUCGGCCGCCUGCGCCGUCGCCCGCCGCAGGAUGUUCGUGUGCUUCUGGCGCCCGCCCGACACCACGGAGAUCUACGAGUACGCGGCGGCGGGCGACGCCUGGACGCCGCUCACCGUGCUGCGGCGCGCGCAGAGCUACGGCCACUGCAUGGCGGCGCACGCCGGCGCCCUGUACGUGAUGCGCAACGGCCCCGGGGACGACUUCCUGCGCUGCCUGAUGGAGCGCUACGACCUGGCCACGGGCCAGUGGAGCUCCCUGCCGGGGGUCUACGUCAACAGCAAGGGGGCGCUGUUCACCGCGCGCGUCCGCGGGGACUCGGCCUUCACCGUCAAACACCUGCUGACGCUGGUGUACCGCGUGACGCCGGAGGGCCGCUGGACCCCCCGCAGGCAGAUGAGGGGCUACCCAGAGAGCGGCUCGCUGCUCACGGGCUUACUGAGGCUGCCCCGCCGGAGGAGAGGAGGGUUCACAUAA